UACUAAAUUCGCUUUAUUUACGUGUGCCGUUGAAAUGUGCGAUGAAAUUUGAAAUCCCAUCGUAUAUUUGAAACAUUAAUACUUAAUAAUAAUGGAACUGAAAACGAAGCAGAUGAGAAAUCUACUAAAACCUACUCAAGAUCAGAUCAGCAAGAUAGUUUUGUUGUAUAAUAAAGUUCCUGUUAAUCAAUCGGAAGUUACAGCAGUGAGAGCAGUACUUCUUGAACAGCUUCGGUCUUUAAAUGAGAGAUUUAAGAAUUUAAGGAGUGAUGAUGUUUGUGAAGAGACGGAUACAAAACACAAUGAUAUGGCAGCAACCUCAAAGCUGACUUCUGUAUUGCAAGAAAUCAGUGAACUUAUUCAAGUUGUUACAAGUGGCAAUAUACAUGGCAGGACCAAUGAUAAAUUGCAGAUCAAUUGUGACGUAGUAUCACUGGUGAAUAAUUUCACAUUAGCUUUGAGAGCUUUGGAAGAUUUAGAAAGCUUGCCUUUGAAACAGAGACUACAGGAUUGUCUGGAUUAUGUUAAAGACAUGAGCAUGGCAAAUGAAAUCGAGGACCUUCAAAAUAUCAAAGAACUUGGCACUUCAUUAUUGGAGCUACUUGAACCACUACAGAAAUAUAGAAAGAGUUUAGUAUCUGUUUUCUUAUCGGAAAAACUGGCUUUGUAUAAUUGUCAAUUGUGCACGUCAUUUGAGAUGUUGGUUAAACUAGCUCAGGAGCAGCAUCAGCUGAAUGCGCCGAUUUAUGCCUGUAAGAAAUACGUUUGCGAAAGAAUUUGUACUUGCUGCGAAUUAAUCUUGGACUUGUUGAAUGGCUCAAAUCCAUCGCUGGAAGAGGAAACUGCUGACAGAGAAAAUCACUUUAUAUACAAAAUGGACUUGGCAUUAGACAUUAUAUUAGAAAUGCCAAGCAAAUCACAUGAAGAACUGCGAACCGAAUGCGAGGAACUAUGGAUGAGAUUAGAGAGUGUCUUCUCACACGCCAUGGCAAUCACCCAAGUGUGCCAGUCAUACAAUUUCAAUGCCAUAAUUGGAUCGUGCCAGUCCAUAGUGAUGGAGUACGAAAAACUGAAGCAGCAAUUACUGUUGGAAACACCUGAUUCGGCGCUAAAUAACUUGUUCAUGCACACGCUAACCGAUGCUCUUUAUCGUUUGGAGCGCAAAGUUAAUAUUGCGGUACUGACACUCGCGCUUGAAGUGUUCAGCAAUCCGUAUGCAGCUUUGAAGAAGCUUGUUAUGAUGUGUGGAAGUUCGUUAAAUGCGAAAAGACGGUCCAAGAGUGAUCUAAAGACCCUCAUAGAAGACUUCGAUCUGCUCUUCGAUCAAACCAUGCAAAUCGGAAUAUACGCUAUUGCUUGUUGCAAGGACAUAAACCGCAACAAUAAAAUUCGCACGUGCCUUGCGGGAUUCGAAUCCUUGGAAACCGAAUUAAUUUCUGCCAUAACCGCCUUCUAUUUGCAUCCAGAGAACAAAGAAAUGCGUUCCAGUGUUAAACUGCUGACCACACAGUGGCAGCAAGAAAUGAAUAAGUUUCAGAAUGUUGUGAAUCUGAUUAUAAACCCGGCUGCCUUCUGCGAAAUAGUUAUGGACAGUCUUCAAGAACGUAUAAAAGAGAUCUCGGAUUGUCUCGAUAACAGAGAACCGGUUACGCAGUCUCAGGUGCAAGGUAUUGUUCAGCGCGCGUCGGCUUUGUCCGGCCAAAUGACGGCAGUUGUGAACGACAUCGAUGCGAAAAGUAUCAAUCGUCAAACGAUAAUGAUGAUAAGGGAAUUGAAGGCAGCUAUAUACGAAGCUAACAUAGCCGCGAAAACUCUUCUAAUUGACAACGCAACGGAACCUCAGCAAUUGCGAGUGAUAAAACGGUGCGAAUUGAUAUUUAACGUCGUUCAAAGAUUGCAACCCGCUCUGUCCGCGCUCAUGAACAACACGACGCAUGAAAAAACUGCAAGAUUCCAAACGAGUUCCAGUCAUAUCGGUGCUGUUUCAAAUGUUAGUAAUUUUCCGUCCACGAUUUCUGGUUUACCACGUGACGAGAGUAGCUUUGUUUACAUCAGAACACCCUAUACCGUAAAAGCGUACAAGCCGCAGAUAUCUAUUCAAUCGGCGAACAGCGUAGCGCAGAAACCAGCCGCGCUAUCGGAUCUGAUACCUUACAUACGGAACGGCCGCGCGCUUCGGCUCGAGCAGUCGAUAAUGUACAGCUCGCCACUUAAGAAUAAGAAUAACCCGCCAGAGUCAGCCGCUAAAACGAAAGAAAUCUCUCGUAGAAAUCUAUCCAGCAUUAGACAACAUCUUUUCAGCAGGAACAGUUUCGCGGUCCAAACCGAUAUCUCCGUGUCGGAAGAGAGCACGAAGCUAACCGCUGUCUUGGAGAAGAUUUCCUUCAGUUCCAAGUCCGAGGACACAACGCUCCCGUCUUAUCGAUUCUCGAAACGUGACGCGCGAGACGGCAAAUGUUUUGAAAGCAGAAUUUCACAGGCGGCGGUUUCGAACACGAUGGAAAAAUCGUCCGGAUCUGCUAAAUCGGAAACAGACGCUUGCUCGAAUAAACCUGUAACGCUCAAAGUUGGCGAAUGCGCCAUAUCCGGCGGCGGUGACGCGUCUUUAGUCAUAAAAAUGACUAAAAAGCUCAACAGUAUUCAACUUUCCAGUAACGUUCAAACUCCCACAUUGGAAUAAGAGUCUAAGGAUUUGUCUCGCGUCUAAAGAGAGAACAUCGUCUAUACGCGCUACCAGAUAGAAGAACGAGAGCGGCCAAGCCCAUAGGAGUUUUUCCCCAUCGCUUUUCCGUAAGCUGGCGCAUGUCCACGGGUGAUGCACAUUGACACCUACGUAGCGAUGUCCAACUUGUCGAUACGUACGCUAUGUCCACUUGCGGACAUGGUUCUAUUCCGUGCUACGUGCGGUUGGACGUGAUUCAAUUCCAUGUUAUACGCACGUGCGUUUCUAUACAGAUUUGUAAUAUCGAUAUACCGGAUGUCCGCUAUUCGUUAGCACUUGGACGAGCUGAGAAGCGAGAUAAUAUUUUGGUACAAACUAUCAGACAUCGCAGUACUAGCAGAAUCCUCUACAAAUAUUCGAAAUUUAUAAUAACACGACUUUUUCGACUAUAAAAUCAGUUUUUCGAUAUUUUGACAAAAACUAAAACCCGAGAUUUUCGCGUUUUUGCAUAAUUGCAAAAUUGUCAGAAAAUUUCGAGAAAACGACCCAAAAGUGUUUGUGGCGCAUUGUCGGCUUUAUUGGCUAAGAUGCAACUGUCAAACCGCCUGUCAAACCAAGGCUUCAUUUCCCCGCGCGCCUUUAAUAUUCCUCGAUGUUCUUUCCUUUACCUCCGUGAUUUCAAGUUUGAAAAUAGAGAUAAAGAUAAUAAAUCAGGAAAACAUUUUUUAAGAAGUUAGGAAUUACUGUGGAAAAAAUAAAAAGA
Pseudomyrmex gracilis is the source of this 3425-nucleotide messenger RNA. RefSeq lists its product as uncharacterized. The transcript is spliced from 7 exons. Gene Ontology annotation, cellular component: cytoplasm; membrane; adherens junction. The record is from RefSeq and is a predicted model, not a curated record. Gene Ontology annotation, molecular function: actin filament binding; beta-catenin binding. The coding region runs from base 92 to 2680 and encodes 862 amino acids. Lineage: Eukaryota; Metazoa; Arthropoda; Insecta; Hymenoptera; Formicidae. Gene Ontology annotation, biological process: cell migration; cell-cell adhesion; cellularization.